Molecule: messenger RNA, 6792 nt
Organism: Marmota monax (woodchuck)
Lineage: Eukaryota; Metazoa; Chordata; Mammalia; Rodentia; Sciuridae
Product: zinc finger protein 805
Exons: 4
Coding region: 195-2075 (626 amino acids)
Biological process (GO): regulation of transcription by RNA polymerase II
Molecular function (GO): RNA polymerase II cis-regulatory region sequence-specific DNA binding; DNA-binding transcription factor activity, RNA polymerase II-specific
Source: RefSeq, a predicted model, not a curated record
UGGACGCGACGGUGCCGUCCACGCCGGCUGUGGGUAGCCCAGCCGUGUUCGGCUGCCACCUUCCCGUGGCUGCUCGGAAAGAAGCGGGAGGGCAGUGGAGACUGGCCUCGGUGCCUGGGACCCCGCCGUGAGCCUCCGGGGCUAGUGGAGCGCGGCCGGCGCCCAGGGUCACCCCUGAGGCAUCCCGGCCCAGGAUGGCCGCGGCGCUGGUGGACCUGGCGCAGGGGUCUGUGACCUUCGAGGAUGUAGCUGUGACUUUCACCCAGGAGGAGUGGGGACAACUGGACCCAGCUCAGAGGACCUUGUACCAGGAGGUGAUGCUGGAGAACUGUGGGCUCCUGGUCUCACUGGGGUAUCCUGUUCCCAAACCUGAGCUGAUCUUCCAGCUGGAGCACGGGCAGCAGUUGUGGACAGUGAUGAUAGACCUUUUUCAGAGCACCUGUCCAGGUGACAGUGGAAAACCUCAGGCCACCGAACCUACUACUUGUGAGCCAGCCUUGUCUGAGGGUGCCUCACUCCAGGGACUGUUAACACAAGGGGCCUCAGGGUGCUCCCAGGUGGUGGCAGCCAGAGGUCAGGAUGGGCCAUCAGCAGUGCAGGAAGGACUCUUGAGACCAGGUGUAGAGCUGCAGGAGAGGCUUCCUGGGAAAAGUAUCCCUAAACCUGGUGGUUCAGGGGCAUCUGAGGACAUUUGUUCAAGGAUUGUACAGGACCCUGUCUGUCUAGGAGAUGCUCUUCAUGACUGUGACCCACUGAUCACUGCUAUGGAUCCCAUGAGUCAGGAGAAUGAAAACAUCUUCAAAUGCAGUGAAUGUGGGAAAGUGUUUAACAAGAAACGCCUUCUUGCCCGACAUGAGAGGAUUCACUCUGGAGUGAAGCCCUACGAGUGCACGGAGUGUGGGAAGACCUUCAGCAAAAGCACAUACCUCCUUCAACACCACAUGGUCCACACAGGGGAGAAGCCCUAUAAAUGUAUGGAGUGUGGAAAGGCCUUCAACCGCAAAUCACACCUUACUCAGCAUCAGCGGAUCCACAGUGGGGAGAAGCCCUACAAGUGCAGCGAGUGUGGAAAGGCCUUCACCCACCGCUCCACUUUUGUCUUGCAUAACAGGAGCCACACUGGAGAGAAACCUUUUGUGUGCAAAGAAUGUGGCAAAGCCUUUCGUGAUAGGCCGGGCUUCAUUCGACACUACAUCAUCCACAGUGGGGAGAAUCCCUAUGAGUGUUUUGAGUGUGGCAAGGUCUUCAAGCACAGAUCAUAUCUUAUGUGGCACCAGCAGACUCACACUGGGGAGAAGCCCUACGAGUGCAGCGAGUGUGGGAAGGCCUUCUGUGAGAGCGCGGCCCUGAUCCACCACUAUGUCAUCCACACCGGGGAGAAGCCCUUCGAGUGCCUCGAGUGUGGGAAGGCCUUCAACCACAGGUCCUACCUCAAGAGGCACCAGCGCAUUCAUACUGGAGAGAAGCCUUAUGUGUGCAGUGAGUGUGGGAAGGCCUUCACCCACUGCUCUACUUAUAUCUUGCAUAAAAGGGCCCACACUGGAGAAAAACCCUUUGAGUGCAAAGAAUGUGGGAAAGCCUUUAGCAAUAGGGCAGACCUCAUUCGCCACUUCAGCAUCCACACUGGGGAGAAGCCCUACGAGUGCAUGGAGUGUGGGAAGGCCUUCAACCGCAGGUCAGGCCUCACGAGGCACCAGCGUAUUCAUAGUGGGGAGAAGCCCUAUGAAUGCAUCGAGUGUGGGAAAACCUUUUGCUGGAGCACAAACCUCAUUCGACACUCUAUUAUCCACACUGGAGAGAAGCCCUAUGAGUGCAGUGAGUGUGGAAAGGCCUUCAGCCGCAGCUCAUCCCUCACUCACCAUCAAAGGAUGCACAGUGGCAGAAACCCUGUCAGCGUUGCAGAGGAGGGGUCACCUUUCCCAAGUGCUCAUGCCUCUGUCAACAUUCAGGAACUUCUAUUAGGGGAUGACUUUGUGAAUGUAACUGAUGAGGAAAAGCGUUUGAAAGAGGAAACAUCCUGCAUGGCAUCUGAUCAUUCAUACCAAAGAGAAAACCCACAAAUGUCUUCAUUAUAAGAAAACCUUAUUAUUUGUUAUCUGAAGACUCAUUAGAAAUUGACUUAGCUUACAACACUGUUCUCCAUCUGAGAAUUCAUCUCAGGAGAGAGAGACAGAGGUUAUUUGCACUUAGGACUACUUUCAGAUGCAUCUUUCUUCUCAUUUACAGUGCAAUGUUAUCUCAGGAAUGUUUAUAAAAAGGAAGUGAUAUAGAGUGAAACAUAGGCACUGCUUCUUUCACACUGUUCCACUCAGUCUAUGGGACUUGUUCAUGGAUUUCUUUGUUUAUUUGGGUGGAGAGGGUUCUGGUUUAGGAGACAAAGAACCUUGACUGUCUUGUAUAUGCAUUCAGUGCUGUCCAGUGUUGAGAGGUAGGAAGUUGAGGGCAAGUCUAGAAACUUACUAAAUGUCCUCCUUAUUGUACAACAUUGUCUCUGUUCUUGUGGAGCAUACGUUUUUAAGAAGAAUAUGAAGGUGUGAGUGCAGUGAAUGUGGGAAUACUUUUAUAUUUAAGGGAAUAAGGAAACAUGUUUUUAUGUUUGUGUGUGUAGUGCUAGGAAUUGAACCCAGGGCCGCAAGCAUAUUAAGCAUGCAAUAUACCACUGAGCUACAUCCAGCCCCAGGGUAUACAAAUGAAUGGACACUUGCUUAUGGCACCACUUAAGACUGGCAAACUCUCUUUAAUAUGGUUUCAAACACCACUCAGAAUUUUUCUUGAUCCCCUCUUUUUCGUUUACUUGAAGCUAUGCAGUAAGUCUUAAAAUUGGGUAAAAUGAUUCCUUUUCUUUCUUUUAUUUCAAGUUGAUUUAGUACUUUUUUUUUACUUUCCACUUUAGGAUUUGUUUUUCUGAUAUCGUAAUGAAAUACCAGAUAUUUGAUAGAUGUUGAGUUAAAUCUAGAUCAGGUUUUUGAGAAUUGUAUCUUUCUAUUGUGGUGAGUCAUCCCUUUAUGAAUGUGGUUUUAUGAACAUGGUAUAUCAUUUUGUUUAUUUAAGUAUUCCUUGACUUAUUCCUUUACUGUUUUAUAAUUUAUAUUAUAUAGCUCUUGUAUAUUUUUAAUGAGAUUUAUACCUUUUUUUAGCAGUUAUAAAAUUAAUAUUUAAACUUUCAAUUUCCACAUGAUGUUUGGCAGUAUGCAGAAAUGUAAUUAGUUUUUGGAUAUUGUCUUACUAUCCUUCAACUUUGCUGAAGUAUAUCUAGCAUUUUUUAUAUAUGUUUUGCUAGAGAAUCCUUUGGAUUUUAAACAAAGAAAUGUCCUCUGUAAAUAGAAUCUUUUCUUUCCCACCUUGCAUAUCUUUUAUUUCCCUUAUUUUAUUGCACUAGCUAGGAUUUUCAGUAUGAUGUUGAAUAUGAUUAGUGAGAACUCAUCCAUACUAGUAGGGAAGAAAUGUUCAGUUUCUCAUAAAUAAUGAUGUUGAACAUAAGAUUUAUUUUAGCCAAAAAUAGAAAUUUUUUUUCUAUUCUGAAUUUGCUGAGAUUUUUUUUAUUACUGAUUGUUCAAAUUCGUCAAAUGUUUUUUCUCAAUCAUUUGAUAUGAUCAUUAUAUGUUGCUUCUAUAUUCUGUUGAUAUGAUAUGUCAUAUUAAUUUGAGAUUUGAAUAUUUAGCCAGACUUGCAUCCAUGGAAUAAUCCCCAGUUGGUCAUGGCAUGUGAUUUUGUCUACCAUUAUUCCAUUUGCUAGUGUUUUGUUGAGGAAAAUUUCCCUGAUUUCAUUAAUUAUAAGGAAGCUGUAGUUUUCUUCAUUGCUUUUGGACUGUCUUCAUCUGGUGUCAGGGUGGUGCUCAUCUCCCAAUAUGAAUGGGGAACCAUUCUUUUCUUUUCAGUUAUUUGGAAGAUAAUUUGUAGAAUUGGUGUAAUUCCCGUAAUGCUUGGUAGUAUUCUCCAGUGAAGCAUUUGGACCUGGAGGUUUUUCUUUAAGAUGUUUAAUUAUAUAUUUAUUUUAUUUUAUAUGUAUAGAACUUAUAAGAGUAUUUCAUAUUGGAUAAAUUAUCAUGGUUCUUUUCAAGGAAUUGUUUUAUUUCAUGCAAAUUAUUUAAUUUGUUUGAACUAUUUUCUAUUAUCCUUUGAUUGCAGCAGGAUAUGUUCUUAUAUGCCCUGUUUUACUUCUGAUAUUGGAAAUAUAUCCAUUUUCUCUCUCUCUUCUUUGUUUCACAGUACUCUGGAUGGAACCCCAGGGUGCUCUAAUGCUGAGCUCCAUCCCCAGCCCUUUUUGUUUUGAGACAGGGUCUUCCCUAAGUUGCCCUGGCUGGUCUUGAACUUAUGAACUUCCUGCCUCAGCCUCUUCAGUAGCUGGGAGUGUAUCCAUUAUAGCCAUUCUCUUUUUGUCUUUGUAAUCUUUUUAGAUUUUUUCAAUUUUCUCAGUUAUUUAAAAUUGUAUCGAUUUUUUUUCUCUACUAUGUGUUCUUAAUUCAACCCAUUUCUUGGAUCUGUGUUAUAUCCUUUCUUCCACCUAAUUUAUUUAUAUUUGGCUCUAAUUAAUUUCUCAAAGUGGGUGCUUCUUGAUUUGAAGCCUUUUUCUUUUCUAAUGUAAGCAUGAAAUUCUUUGAAUUUGAAUCACAGUACUGUUAGCUUCAUCUUAAUUAGUUUUAAUUAUAUUUCUCCAAUUUUGAAAUUCUUGGUGAGAUUUCAUUUUUAAUGAAUGAAUUAUUUCGAAGUUGUUUAAUUUCUUAGUGUUUUGAAUAUUUCCUUUUAUCUAUUUAUUGUUGAUUUCUAACUUGUUUCACAUUUGCCCUGUUUAUAUUUGUUAAAGUCUUUCAUGACCUGUUUUGUAUGGCUUCUUGCAAAAAAAAAAAAUGCAUGUUCUGCUGUAAUUGGGUGGAAUUUCUGUAGAGAUCCAGAUGAUCCUGUUUGUUGGUAAUGUUAUUCAGAUUACCAAGAGAAUGGUGUUAAACUCCUGAACUAUAUGAAUGGAAGUAUCUGUUCCUCCUUGUAAGUUCUAUCAAUUUUUCUUUCAUAUACUCACAGCUCUGUGUUUGGUACGUAUAUACAUGUAAGUUUACUAAGACUUCUUUGUGUAUUGGCCUUUUUAUAACUUUUUCUGGUGGAGGUGGGGUACUGGGGAUUGAACUCAGGGCCACUCAACCACUGAGCCACAUCUCCAGCUCUUUUUUGUAUUUUAUAUAGAGACAGGGUCUCACUGAGUUGCUUAGUGUCUCACCAUUGCUGAGGCUGGCUUUGCCAUCCUCCUGCUUCAGAUUCCCAAGCCACUGGGAUUACUGCGCCUGGCUUUUAUCAUUUUUUAACAUCCUGGUUUUGCCCCUGUAAGUACUUUUAGCUCUGAAGUAUACUUUAUCUGAUAUUUGUAUAUUCACUCUUACAUUUUUUUUUUUUUUUGGCUAAUCCUCAUAUCCUUUAUAUUUUUUCAUUAUUUUAUUUCAGACUCUUUACAUAUUUGAAACAAGUUUCUCAUGAAUAGCAUACACACUGAUUCUGCUUUUACAUCCUUUUUAUAUAUUUGUCUUUUAAUUGGUAUAUUGAGGCCAUUUAAAGUAAUUAUCGAUUUGCUAGCAUUCACAGCUCCAUUUUAUGAUUUGAAUUUAUUUUCCCUGCUAACUGUUCCUCUCUUGUGUUUGUUGUUUUCUUCCCUUUGGUUAAUUCACCUUAUUUUAGAAUUCCAUGGAUGUAUCUGUAGUGUUGUAUGUAUUCUAUCCAAUAAGCAAUUUUACUUCUCAGGGUCAUCAUGGCCAUUGUUUUUAUAAUUUUUCUUGUUUCCCACAAAUGAAUGAAUUCUCCUCAAGGCAUUUUACUGUCAGUGGUCUAUAGAGCUUCCCAAAAUCAUGUUUCCCGGUUGAACAUUUCUCAUGUCCUUUACCCACUGAUCAUCCUGCAUCUUACUGUAUUCAUACACACUGAUCCCAGUAUGUAUGUAUCCACCAUGUGGCUAUAGGUGAGCAAUCAUAUAAGAUCAAGCAAACAUGGUAUUACUAUGUGUUAGAGAUUGGGAAGUUUUACAUGUACCAACUGUUUUUGCCGCAGUCUGGCUGGGCACAAAAUAACCGAGCCGCCACGAAGCACUUGUAGGUUCAAACAGCAACUCUUUAUUCCCGAACUCCACCAGCACACUCCACACACACUCCCGGGAACUCUCUCACCCUCCACCAGGCUCCAGGCGAACUCUCGGAACCCGCUAGAACUCCAUGGGAACUCCAAAGUAGCGGGCACCCGAGGCAGCAGGACCCGCCCUAUUUUCGGACUGCAGGGUCCAUAUACAACUCAAUACACAGUCUGUUUCAAUCCAGCAUCAUCCAGUCACAGCAAUUAUAAUUAUCAUCAACUUAAUGGCUCGCUCUUAACCACUCCUUCUGGCGCCAUCCAGACUCAGCUGUGGCCCUCAACAGUUCUAACCUUUAUAACAUCCUUUUUUUGGGGGGGUGUUACUGGGGAUUGAACUUAGUACAGUAAUUACAGGGACGCUCAACCACUGAGCCACAUCUCCACCCCUAUUUUUUUUUUUUUAAGAGAUAGGGUCUCACUGAGUUGAUUAGUACCUUGCUUUUGCUGAGGCUGGUUUUGAACUCACAAUCCUCCUGCCUCAGCCUCUUGAGCUGCUGGGAUUACAGGUCUGUACCACUGUACCCAGCUCCUUUAUAACAUCUUUAUGUAUUAGUUAUUUUCCCAUUUUAUAGAAAGAUGAGGGAAUAUGCCAAAGGUUACCCAUUUGUGAAACUUGAGCUUAGGGACUGGAGGCAAUGUUGGUUGACUCCAGAAUAAAAAACUUAUUGCCUAUUAUGGGGUGGA